Molecule: messenger RNA, 1565 nt
Organism: Rhopilema esculentum
Lineage: Eukaryota; Metazoa; Cnidaria; Scyphozoa; Rhizostomeae; Rhizostomatidae
Product: protein max
Biological process (GO): positive regulation of transcription by RNA polymerase II
Cellular component (GO): RNA polymerase II transcription regulator complex
Molecular function (GO): DNA-binding transcription factor activity; protein dimerization activity
Source: RefSeq, a predicted model, not a curated record
GAGAAAGUAGUUUGAUCUUGCCCUUCCAACCACAUCACAGGAAGUGGAAAUUGUUGAAAUGAAGUUCGGGGAAAUGCCCAUGAGGAAUGGCAACAAAAAGAUCCCUGGACAAUCUGGUUGAAGCUGCAAAUAUGAUCGAGAAAGCGAGAGGUGAUUUAAAACCUUUGCUGGAGGGCAAAGCAGUGAUGUCAUAUUUCAAAGAGCAAUGGCUGAUCAGUCAUCUGGAAACCCUGGUAGCCCCAUAACUGAUUCUUUAAGAAGUGCCUACAGACAGAAUCACAAUGUUUUAGAAAGACACAGACGAGCUCAAAUGAGAUGUAAUUUCAAUAUGUUACAAGACCUGCUACCAUCACUGGCUGGUCAGAAAGCAUCCAAUGUGAAUAUACUUAAAGAAGCAACUGAUGUCAUUUUGAAAUUAAGGAAAGAAGAUAUGAUGCGUCAGUCAGAGAAAGCAAAAUUAGUUAAGUACAAAGAAUGUUUAAAAGCAAAAAUAAAACUUCUUCAAGAUUCAUGUAAGACAAAAUAUUCAAACAAAAGCAGCACAAUAGAAAUAGAGGCAAUAGAUCGGCCAGUAAAAAGACAUUUGGAACCCCACAUCGCUAAUGAACCAUCCACAUCUGAAGUCGGUGUAAAUACGGAGUUGACUUUAUUUGAUGCUGAGGAUGAGAAUAUAACCUGGGGAAAUGAUGAGGAAUUGCACAUAGAAAUUGAGGAUUAACAGGCCUGCCAUAUGAUGAUGGUGAAAGAGAUCUGCUAUCUAGGCUUGGUAUUUAAUGGCAAGGAUGCCAAAAUGUGGUGAUCAAUGCUGUUUUCAUACCUUGACCUGCACUCUGUUUGGAAAUCAUGGAGCAUGUGGAGAUUACACGGACUUGAUAUAUAGUCACACUUGCACUCACAGAACACUCAAAGGCAAAGAACAGAAAAAAUUAUGUUUAAUAAUGUGAGUCAAAUCAAUGGAGGCAAAUGGCUCAAGAGAUUUCAAGGACCAAGGAAAAAUAUGACUCCUUGUUCAUGACCAAAAUGACAAUCAAAGAGGUGUUCCUUUUAGAUGAAAGAAUCAACAUGUACAGAUGAACAGGGCUUAAGUUUAGUGUGACUGACCAGGUGAAGAAUCCUAAACGAUGUAUCGGACCAAUACAGAUAUCUAGAAUUUAUAAAUAUUAUGAGUUAUCAUACUUCAUCCAAAACCUGAAAGUGAAUUGUAAGAAUUUUGCAAAGCAGCAAAAACAUGAAAUGAUAGUUGCAAACUUAAAGCCAAGGUGCAAGUUCUUUAUCUGUCUGCUGGAAUAAAUAAGUUUUAUCUGCCUUUCUUUGGGUCAGAAAUUGCUAGGACUCAAAUCUUUUCUUGUGACAAUAUAUUUUUGACAUAACUGCAUAACAGUAAGCAUAAAAUGAUGUACAAUACUUUGAAUUUCAGUUCAGUUGUAAAGGAGAAAUCAAAUUGACUAGGAAUUCUUAGUAGUUGCAAUGCUUUCUGUAGUGAAGACCACAUGUUUCCUAGUCAUCAGAACUAUGCAUUGUUUUUCAGUUGUAUGGUUAUCCGAUCAUAAUUCACAUGAAGUGCA